AUGAGGCUUAUUGUUAGCGAUUCAUGGGCUCUCAUCUUGUCGUUUAGUUUCUCCUUCUGGUUCACAUUUUUGGUGCUCUUUCUCUACAGGGAAUCUCUUACAGAUGUGACUGGUUUUGGUGGCUGCAAAUUCAUCUCAUUCGAGGACCGACACUGGCACUCGGAGUGCUUCGCUUGCAGCAAAUGUGAGAGCAAUCUGGUCGGUCGCGGCUUCCUAACCAGCGACGAUCUGAUCAUGUGUUCUGAAUGUGGCCGCUAG
This is a messenger RNA of Protopolystoma xenopodis, 258 nucleotides long. Lineage: Eukaryota; Metazoa; Platyhelminthes; Monogenea; Polystomatidea; Polystomatidae. The record is from the annotation of a GenBank genome assembly.